Hemiscyllium ocellatum (epaulette shark) is the source of this 1560-nucleotide messenger RNA. Its product is annotated as multidrug and toxin extrusion protein 1-like. Gene Ontology annotation, cellular component: membrane. The transcript has 15 exons. The coding region runs from base 1 to 1560 and encodes 519 amino acids. Gene Ontology annotation, biological process: xenobiotic detoxification by transmembrane export across the plasma membrane. NCBI's taxonomy places the organism in Eukaryota, Metazoa, Chordata, Chondrichthyes, Orectolobiformes, Hemiscylliidae. The record is from RefSeq and is a predicted model, not a curated record. Gene Ontology annotation, molecular function: antiporter activity; xenobiotic transmembrane transporter activity.
AUGGAGCAUUCGGUGCAACUAACCCCUGGCAAUGUUGCUCCACCUAAUGGAACCUGCAGUCAUCUGCUCCUGAGGAGAAUAAGAGGAUUGAAGCCCAUCAAUUUCUGGCAGGAAGCGAAACUUAUUUGCAAGUUGGCCGGGCCAGUGUUUUUGACUCAGCUACUGAUAAAUCUUAUACAUAUUGUCAGUUCUGCGUUCUGUGGGCAUUUAGGAAAAAUUGAAUUGGAUGCAGUCAGUCUUGCUAUAGCGUCAAUAACCCUAUCAGGUACCUCCAUCGGUAUUGGGCUGUCCACAGCUUGUGACACCCUCAUAUCUCAGACGUAUGGCAGUAAGAAUCUGAAGCGAAUUGGAGUGAUUCUCCAAAGAGGGAUUCUCAUUCUCCUGAUCGCCUGCUUUCCCUGCUGGGCUAUCUUGAUAAACAUCGAGCACAUUUUAUUGGCUUUCAAACAGUCUCCUGCAGUAGCCAAGUUAACACAACUCUAUGUGAAGACAUACAUUCCUGCCCUCCCUGCAGCGAUUCUUUAUGACCUAGAGCUCAGAUACCUUCAAAGCCAGGGGAUCAUCAUGCCUCAGGUGUUUGUUGGUUUCGUCACCAACAUCUUCAAUGCUGUCAUCAAUUAUCUCUUCCUCUAUGUGCUGAAGCUGGGAGUAUUGGGCUCGGCUGCUGCCAAUGUUGCUUCGCAGUACUGUCAGCUUCUCCUCCUGUUCGGGUACAUUCGAUGGAAGAAGUUGCAUGUUCAGACCUGGGGAGGAUGGUCCACUGACUGCCUGCAGGAAUGGGGUCCCUUUCUACGGCUGGCGAUUCCCAGCAUGGUCAUGAUGUGUAUCGAAUGGUGGACAUAUCAAAUUGGAACAUUCCUUGUAGGGUUAAUUAAUGAGGUGCAACUUGGAGCCCAUGCUAUUAUUUAUCAGACUUUAACACUCGCAUUCAUGGUUCCCCUGGGAUUCAGUGUGGCUACAGCCGUUGUUGUGGGUAAUGCAUUGGGUGCCAGAAAUCCACAGCGAGCUGUAAACUAUGUGAAAGUUGCAAUGUGCUGCAUUGGGUUUUUUUGCUUCGUCAACUCUGUGAUACUUGGGUCGAUAAAGGAUGUGGUGGGCUACGUCUUCAUCAGUGACAAAGAAAUUGUUGAUAAAGCAGCACAAAUAAUUCCGUUAGGUGCUGUUUUCCAUCUGUUUGAUGCCAUGGCUGGUGUGAGUGGUGGAGUGUUAAGAGGAGCUGGGAAACAAAAGUUAGGAGCUAUCGGAAACCUGAUUGGUUACUACCUAAUUGGGUUGCCCAUUGGAAUUGCUCUGAUGUUUGCUGGAAAACUCGGUGCAUUUGACGCUGACAGAGAAAGCGGUGCAGUGCUUCUAGUGCCCACUGUUCUCCAGUCGGAACAAAAGACGGAUAAGGGCCAGGUGACAGAUGAGGCUUCGAUUGUGGACACUGGAGUUAUCACAGUUGGAGAAAUCCUGUCUAUAAAACAACUGAUCAUUCGCCGUGGGCUAGCCUUCCUCUCAGGACUGCUUAUAUUAGCAACGGGACUAGUGAUACACCUCAAUCUUGCAAAGGACCUGUAG